This is a messenger RNA of Drosophila subpulchrella, 707 nucleotides long. RefSeq names its product probable H/ACA ribonucleoprotein complex subunit 1. The coding region runs from base 27 to 293 and encodes 88 amino acids. The transcript is spliced from 2 exons. Lineage: Eukaryota; Metazoa; Arthropoda; Insecta; Diptera; Drosophilidae. The record is from RefSeq and is a predicted model, not a curated record.
CCUGCAUUUGAAGAGUUCCCUUAACAAUGAGAGUCGCGAUAAUAUCCUGGAUUGCUUUGGCCACGCUAAUGUGCAUCGCUGAGGCUCAAGUCCCGGGUCAACCCGAGGCCAUGGGUGCCGCCCAAGGGGGCGUUGGCGCGGCGGCGGGGGGCGGUGGACAAAUUGGAGCACAAGGCGGCGGAGCGGCCGAUGCCGCCCAGGACGGACCCGAAGCCGGGAUGGCCGCGGGCAUUGGAGCGGGCGCCGAGGUGGGCGCCAAUGCCCAAGCCGGAGGAGCCGGCCGAAGACGCUAAAGGGCGGCACUUCUAUUUGAAAUACCGCUUGCUUCUCUGUUUGUUCGGGUCCCUCGCACUUGUGCACUGAAAAAUAUUCUUAGAACCAAAAAAAGUGUCAAAUAUCACCGUACAGUAUCCAUAAACAAUUUGUUUUUGAUUAAAUAAUGUCAAUUUUCGUUUAUCGCACUCUGAUGGCGCCCGCUUUUUUCGAGCUCAGUGUCAUUGUUGAUUUGAAAUGGCGCCCACCCCCUUUUAACUCUCCACCCAUGCACUGAAAUCGGCUCACUUCAAAUGAAAACCACACAGUCCAAAAUACGAAUCGUUUUGGCAGUUUAAAUUCCAUUUAAUCCCGUUUUUAUGAAACACACUCAAAAAGUAUCGAUUGUACCCGCCGACAGGUGUAUUUAUAAGCCUUGGGGGCCAAAAUAGAAA